UGGGUCAUGAUCGCGUGACGUCACCGUGUUGGGAAAACACAAAAUGGUGGUGUGAGAGUACUCGCACAAAGCUACGAAGGAUUUUUACGCGAUUUUGCUUAUUUUAACAUGAGGAAGGAUACCAGAAGUGACCCAGUUGAUUAAGAGGGACAGCCAUGUCAACAGCUGCUACUCUACCACUCACGCCCCCACCAUUACUGCGGUCAUGGCAACCAACACCGGAUGGACCACCACCAGACAACAAAGUGUACCUUUUCACCGAUGUUGCACACAGUUCCAACAUCCUUUGCUCUCUGAACUCGUUGCGACAGCAGGAGGACCUGUGUGACAUGGUGUUGGUAGUCGGUGGGUCAACAAUAAGUGCGCACAAGGUGGUGCUAGCUUCUGGGAGUCCCUACUUCAGAGCAAUGUUUACUGGUGGAAUGUCGGAGAGCAGACAAGACACUGUCACUCUACAAGAACUAGACGAGAAGGCAAUGCAAAACAUGAUUGACUUUUUCUACUCUGGGAAGAUUGAGAUUUCAGAGCUAAAUGUCCAGGAGGUUCUACCGAUUGCAUGUUUACUCCAGGUGCAGUCGGUACAGGAAGCUUGCUGUGAAUUUUUGAAGCGGCAACUGAGUCCAGAAAAUUGCCUUGGCAUAUGUGCAUUUGCGGACUCCCAUUCCUGUACAGAGCUGGUGAAGUUCUCUGAUGCAUUUGCCCGGCUUCACUUUGUGGAUGUAGUUCAGAGUGAGGAAUUUAUGGAUGUCCCCCUCAAGCAGUUGUCAAGGAUUCUUGUUGAGGAUGACCUGAAUGUCCACUCGGAGGAGCGGGUGUAUGAGGCAGUUAUGGCUUGGAUUAAAUAUGACCAGGAUUUACGCCAGGAGUAUGCUCCAGAGGUGUUAAAGUAUGUACGGCUUCCUCUGCUCUCAGCUGAGUUUCUGAUGGAUCGAGUAGCUACUGAAGACAUCAUUCGGAACAACCGACUCUGCAGUGACUUGCUUCUUGAGGCGACAGAGCUGUUGCUGUUGCCGCGCCGCAGGCUUCAGAGUCAGACCACGCGUGUCCAGCCUCGUAAGGCGGUGUCCAGUCACCAGGUGUUGUACGCGAUAGGCGGCAUGAGUCGCAGGGACGCCAGUAAGAGUGGCGAGCGGUUCGACCCAAGACAGGGGAAGUGGAAACCAAUAGGUGACAUGAAAAUCUGCCGUUGGGGUGCGGCCGUAGGUGCUAUCGGGUCCUUCCUUUACAUCUGUGGUGGGAGCGAUGAUGCUUCCCGCUUAGAGACGGUUGAACGCUUUGAUCCGUUUACCAACGUGUGGGUACCGUCGGUCUCAAUGGACGCCAGUCGCAAUGGAGUAGGAGUGGCGGCGGGACACGGCAGGAUAUACGCCAUCGGUGGUUUUGAUGGCUCCAUGCCUCUCAACACAGCCGAGUUCUUUGACCCGAAAGUGGGGCGUUGGAUCGAGGUGUCGCGCAUGAAUCACUGUCGCUUCGGCGUCGGGUGCGCCGUGUUAGACACCUGUGUGUAUGCUGUCGGGGGCUCAGACGGCACGAAUCUCAAGACGGUAGAGAAGUUUGACCCGGAAACAAAUACAUGGACUGUGGUAGCGCCGAUGAACACGGCGAGGAAGCAAGUGGGUGUGGCCGCAUUGGGUGGCUACCUGUACGCCAUCGGAGGGUGUGACCAUGGCACGCGGUACGACACGGUGGAGCGGUACGACCCUGAUAAGGAUCGCUGGACGUACGUGUGCCCCAUGAGUACGCCCAGAUCUGGGUGUGGCGUAGGGGUGCUGGACGGCUUUAUUUACGUAGUGGGGGGAUAUGACGGGACAACGUACCUUCAAACUGUUGAGAGGUAUGACCCGUUAUCCAACAAAUGGCACCCUGCGCCGGCCAUGAGCCAACCACGUGAUUGCGUCGCCGUGUGCGUAGCGAGCUUUAAAAGAACACCCAACAAACGGCUCCUCGAUCAGAGGCACAGUAGUCCACCCGUACCUCACUCACUACCAAGCUAGCACUACCUACCCCACCCCUAAAAGGGGGAAACAGAGAAAAUAUGGAACCAGUCUAGCACUACCCACCCCACCCCUCACAGAGGGGGACACAGAGGAAAUAUAAAACCGGUCUAGAACUGGAUUGGGUGCCCCUACCUUGCGAAGUAAAACGGUGUACAGAGAAAUAGGAUGGUGCAACUCGUUAUCCUUCCCAUGGAAAGGUGAAUUAUUUGAUAGAAGUGGAACCGUCUACCUCGCAUAAGGGAUGGAAGAUGAAAUGAUAGCGAAUUCUAUUUCGGACUGUUGUUACCCCUCCCAUGGCAGGGUACACGAACACGCAAGGCCCAACAAAGAGUUGUGUAGACUUCAACGACAAAAUCAGUCGUUGCCCGGUUAUAGUAGGGAUAUUAAUUGGUCAACGGUUACUCGCCAAGGCCUAGAUUAAACGGCGUUCCAUCCUAGAAAAGUUCGUCAGAUUAUACGACGCUAGCGCACCAUUCAUUGCGCACGAAAUUGAAGUAAUGGGAAGCCCGACCACACGUUAACUGUGAAACUGUGAAUGGCCUCGACCGCACCAGAGACUUUGACACGUCGUUCAAUCGAAGACUUACUUUCCUGUUAGAAGUAUGGUACUUCCUUGAAAACAGCACCAACAUCGAUCAGAAAGGCUGGUGACGCUGACGCCGUUCGAACACCUUAUUAUUUCCUUUGUCUUGUGUUAAGUCGAGCAAGGUUUCACCAGCAAUGCCGGUCGCUGUUGGUGCUGUUUGCACUGGGCUUUGAAGGACCCUUUUUAGCAGUCAAUAUCGGCUAAACAAUUUGAAUAUUCCUAAAAACUAUUCCCGUUAUAUGGACGUGUUUAUUUGGUUAUUAUUUAUUAAGAAGAUUAUAAUGACUGCUAAUAAAAUAUGAUAAUUAGGGUAAUAGGUACGUUUCUACAAUGGCUGCCGAUCAACCUGAGCAUCAUUGAAAUGUUGAUUGCUUUAUAUUAAUUACACUCUCCUUUAUUUAUAAUGUGGUAAGAAUAUUUUCCACCUUUUUUCAGUUUUUUUUUCUACUACUUAUUUUUUUUAAAUUCAAAAUUCAGUUUUUUUUUGUGUGUGAAUUAGAUGAUUUUUUUCCCAGUUAUCAGAAAAUGAUUUUGUCUCUACUGUACAAACAGCUUUGGUAAAACAGCUGCAACUUAAUUUUCCCGACCUUUGAACAGUCAACACAGGUAUCUUUAUAAUAACGAGCAAUUGUAAAUAGCUGUCGAGAUUUUGUAUUAAAUAUACAGAAAAUGAA
Nematostella vectensis (starlet sea anemone) is the source of this 3257-nucleotide messenger RNA. RefSeq names its product kelch-like protein diablo. NCBI's taxonomy places the organism in Eukaryota, Metazoa, Cnidaria, Anthozoa, Actiniaria, Edwardsiidae. The coding region runs from base 156 to 1994 and encodes 612 amino acids. The record is from RefSeq and is a predicted model, not a curated record. The transcript has 10 exons. Gene Ontology annotation, molecular function: protein binding.